AGAAGGCACUCUCCGGAAUUCCGGCGCCGCGGUCUGGAGCGCUGGGCGGUCCCCGGAGUCUGGCGCAGCCCUAGGGCGGUAAGGCAGGCUCGGUGGUAGCCGCUGCUCUUCUGAAGGAAACAAGCGCGAGACCGGGCAGGUUCUGCGGACCAGAUCGAGGUGGUGGGUAGCGACGGUCAAGGGGGCGUGGACGGUGGGUGUUGACCGAGUCCAGAAACGCCUGCGGUGUAAUCAACCGGGUUUGCUUCCCGAGCCCUUUCAGUCUCCAGAGGCCUAUGAAGUGAAGCAAAUCGCCGCUGCAUCUCUAAAAGCCACGUUCUUUAUUAAAAAUUUCUUGAUUAAAAAAUUGAGAGACUCCUGGGAAGAACAAAAUAAAGAUCACGUGGGAUACCAUCCAGCAGAGUUUUUGGCUUCUGUCUGUGGACUCUGCUUCUUCAGUAAAUGACCCUUGAGAAAAACUAAUCAUUUUCUUGCAACUCUGAAAUCAUGGCUCAUGAUUUGGUGAUGUUCAGAGAUGUGACUGUGGACUUUUCUCAGGAAGAGUGGGAAUGCCUGAACUCAAAUCAGAGGAAUUUAUACAGAGAUGUGAUAUUAGAGAAUUAUAGCAACUUGGUGUCACUGGGAGGAUGUUCCAUUUCUAAGCCAGAUGUAAUUACUCUGUUAGAGCAAGGGAAGGAACCCUGGAUGGUUGUGAGGGAUGAGAAAAGAAGAUGGAGACUAGAUUUGGAAUCCAGAUGUGACACUAAAAAGUUAUUUCAAGUAAAGGAUAUUUGUGAAAUGAGUUUUUCUCAGUGGGAGAUAAUGGAAAGAAUUAGAGGUUGUGGCCUUGAAGACUCUUUUUUCAGGAAAGAUUGUGAAUAUAAAAAGUUUGAGGGACAAGCGGGUCCUCACGAGGCAUAUUUUAGGCAAGUGAAAAAAACCACCUCUGAAAAAAUGCCCAAGAACAGAAAACGCACAUCUCUUACUCUGUAUCCAAGAAUUCACAGUAGAGAGAAGCCCUAUGAAUGUGGGGACUGUGGGAAGGCUUUUAGAGUACGCCAGCAACUUACUUUCCAUCAGAGAAUUCAUACAGGCGAGAAACCCUAUGAAUGUAAAGAAUGUGGAAAAGCUUUUAGACAGUGUGCCCACCUUAGUCGACAUCAGAGAAUUCAUGCUUCUGACAAACUCCUUGAAUGUAAAAGAUGUGGAAAGAUCUUCACAUGUGGUGCAGAUCUUCGUGUACAUCAGAGAAUUCAUGUUGGUGAGAAACCCUAUGACUGUAAGGAAUGUGGGAAGGCCUUUAGGGUGCGAGGACAACUUAAUCUCCAUCAAAGGAUUCAUACUGGUGAGAAACCCUAUGAAUGUAAGGAAUGUGGGAAGACCUUUAGACAAUAUGCACACCUUACUCGACAUCAAAGACUUAAUAUUGCUGAGAAAUGCUAUGAAUGCAAGGAAUGUGGGCAAGCUUUUCUGUGUAGUACAGGCCUUCGAGUACAUCACAAACUUCAUACUGGUGAGAAACCCUAUGACUGUAAGGAAUGUGGGAAGGCCUUUAGAGUGCGGCAACAACUUACUCUUCAUCAGAGAAUUCAUACUGGCGAGAAACCCUAUGAUUGUAAGGAAUGUGGGAAGACCUUUAGUCGUGCCUAUCAUCUAACUCUCCAUCAGAGAAUUCAUACUGGUGAGAAACCUUAUGAAUGUAAGGAAUGUCAGAAGUUCUUUCGUCGUUACUCAGAACUUAUUUCACAUCAGGGUAUUCAUAUUGGAGAGAAACCUUAUGAUUGUAAGGAAUGUGGGAAGGCCUUCAGACUGUUCUCACAACUUACCCAACAUCAGAGUAUUCAUUUUGGUGAGAAACCUUAUAAGUGUAAGGAAUGUGAGAAGAAUUUUAGAUUGCUCUCCCAACUUACUCAACAUCAGAGUAUUCAUACUGGUGAGAAACCCUAUGACUGUAAGGAAUGUGGAAAGGCCUUUAGACUUCAUUCAUCUCUUAUCCAACAUCAGAGAAUUCAUUCUGGUGAGAAACCAUACAAAUGUAAGGAAUGUAAGAAGGCAUUUAGGCAGCAUUCACAUCUUACUUACCAUCAGAGAGUUCAUAAUGUCACUAAAUAGUUAUAAGAAAGCCACCCAUUGUGAAUUUUGUGUUAAGGAGCGUUAGAAAAGAAAUUCUAGAGGAGAAGUGUUUGAAUGUAGGAAUCCCUUUUGCUUCAUGCUCAAAGUUAAAACAAGAGGUUUUAAAAGAGUAGGCUAAUUUAAUGAAUACAUAGCAGUGUUUUAUCACCACUCAAACCAUGUUAAACUUUUGGAAAUUGAUAGAAAUUCAUAGAAAGAAACUCUCUUAAAGAGUGAAUGUGAAAAAGCUUUUGAUCUUACUUAUUACCACCUCUGUUCUUUCAUCUGUACAUACCAACCUUUGGAGGUUGCCAGGGCACCAACUCAUUCUGGACAUUGAUAAACAGAAGGAAGGAGGAGUGAUUUAGCCUGCAUUUCCUGUAUAAACUAUAGCUUAAGGCAACUAGAUGUUGAUGAGGUAAAGUUCUUUAUUAGAGAAUUUGCAGGACAUAAUGAAAUAAUGGAUCUAAGCACAGUUCUCAGUAGAAGUGUUAAGACCUUUAGGUGAAUGGUCUAUAUGAACUUCCCAGUGAAUAGAUCAGGUUGACAACAUCUGACCCACUGAUCAACUUUAAUCUCAUCAAAAAUAGGACAAAACAUUUUAUGCCUCCUUGUAUGAUACAAUAAGACAUCCCAUUGCCAAAAAUAUUGAACCUGAAUCUAAUUAAGCAUCAAGAUCUAACUCCCACUUUAAAGAAAAUUCAGGAAACAGAAGAACAAAUUACACGAUAUAACAGGAAGCAGACCAAUAAAAUGUGGGUAAUUCUAUGAGAGUAAUGACUAUAAGCUUCUCACCCAAUGAAAUGGAUUGAAAAAAGGGAGGUGGAACUCUCAGAUGUUAACGAAGUCUUAAGAGAUGUAUCAAUCAAAUGCAAUGAAUGAGUGUUUUUCAUUUAGAUCACAGGUUGAACAAACAAAAGACAUUUUUAUGACAGUUGGGGAAAUGGGACUGUUGAUAGUAUUAGAUAAUAUUAAGAAAUUAUGUUCUUAUUAGAUGUGCUAAUAGCAUUAUGUUUAUGUAAAAGUGUCUUGGAGAUAAAUUAGCAAGUUUAUACACAUAAACAGUAUGUGUAGAAUUACUGUUAAAAUGCUCAUGCAAAAGAAAAGUGAGGAUAGAUAACUUGUUUAAGUCAUGGUAAGAUAAAUCAGUUGCAUGGCUUUUGCUUAUUUUGUUUUUGCUAUUUUCUCUAUUUUCAUGUAUUUGAAAUUUUCCAUCACUUUUAAAAUCAUAAAGCAUCUAUGAAAUUAUAGCCAGCUUUAAGUGAAUAGUGUUUGUAAAUGGCUACCUAUCAGAACUUACGGAUGUAACUAAAGUUCUACACAUAGGGAUAGUAAAUGUUCUAUAAGGUAUUUGGGAAAUUAAGAUUGAGGAUCCAGAUUUUCUCUAGUGCAACUAAUGCUACAUCUCUUGUAGUACCUGUUCCCAUAGUACUUCAUAUAUUUCAGGAGUGAGUAAAAAGAGCAGUUGCAGCUAUUUGUGUAAUCAAUGGAAUAGAACUGUAGUAUCUAAUAAAGUAGAUGCUAGCAGCAUGUUGAGCACUUAAAACUGAGCUACUGAGAACUGGAAUGGUGGUUAGUACAAAUUAAAAUGGUCUUAAGUGUAAAAUACACAUGAGGUUUUGAGUACUUCAUUCAAAAAAAGAAUUAACAUCUCAAUUUCUCGCAGCGUUUCUCUGCUGUAGUUGGGAAGCUGUGAACUUCAGUGGUUUGCGUUACUACAUAAUACAGAACCCAAAUUUAAGUGUGUCUCUGCUGUCGAGUAGCAUGUUUGUUUACUGAGGCCUUCUUGGUUCUACCCUGAGUCAUGCUGGACUUUUUUUUUUUCCCCUCUUCAUAAAAUGUAGCCUGUGUUUACAGCUGAGUCGUUUUCUCAGACUGCUUUUGGCCUGUAGAGUUUUGGCAUCCAAAGGCCUUUUUUUAAUUUUAUACUGUUUCCCAUUAAGCUCAAGCUUGCAGUGCAUCAAGUACAAUUCUCUUUAAGAUUGUAUUUUCUAUGAUUUUUAUUAGGGUUCAUUCAGUUAGACAAAAGAUCAACAGGUUCUUCUCUGUAUUGGGUUUCCUGUGAGGCUUCUGUGGGAAAAUGACUUUAAAAUUCUUAGAAGCCCUGCUCUUUCACAGAAAGGAUGAAAGUUGGCUUUAUCUUUACCCUGGAGCCAUAUUUUUAUGACAACCCCGAAUACUUGAUUGUUCCUCCACUCUCAAGCCCGUUGUAAUUUUGAGAACCCUUUGCUACCUGUAAACACUGUCAUGAAUCUAUACUUCCUUGAAAUUCUACUUGAAAUAUGCACCAAUUGAUACAAUGAAUAUAAUGUGGUUUUUUUUACUGUUAAUAUGAUAGAUUUUCAAAUAUUGAUUAAAUCUUAUAUCACUGUAGUAAA
Messenger RNA from Cervus elaphus (red deer), 4469 nucleotides. RefSeq names its product zinc finger protein 30 homolog. Lineage: Eukaryota; Metazoa; Chordata; Mammalia; Artiodactyla; Cervidae. Gene Ontology annotation, cellular component: nucleus. Bases 487 to 2091 code for a protein of 534 amino acids. Gene Ontology annotation, biological process: regulation of transcription by RNA polymerase II. Gene Ontology annotation, molecular function: DNA-binding transcription factor activity, RNA polymerase II-specific; RNA polymerase II transcription regulatory region sequence-specific DNA binding. The transcript has 7 exons. The record is from RefSeq and is a predicted model, not a curated record.